Molecule: messenger RNA, 3084 nt
Organism: Microtus ochrogaster (prairie vole)
Lineage: Eukaryota; Metazoa; Chordata; Mammalia; Rodentia; Cricetidae
Gene: Ate1
Product: arginyltransferase 1
Biological process (GO): protein arginylation
Cellular component (GO): cytoplasm
Molecular function (GO): arginyl-tRNA--protein transferase activity
Source: RefSeq, a predicted model, not a curated record
UAAGGUCAAAAAUAUUAAAAUUUACUUGUUUAUAUAUUUAAUAUACAUUUAACUGCAGGUGCAGGGGUGCACACCUGCACAGUGGACCCUGGGGCAGGAGUGUCCAGGGUUCUAGGCCAUCUUAGGCCAUCUUGAGCUCCAUUAACAGUCUAAAAAUAGUUUAUUCACGGGCAGGAGAGAUAGGGCUCAGUGGCAGAAGACGCAGGGCUUGGCUCCCAGCAGCACUUAUGGUAGCUCAGGACGGUCUGCCAGUCGGGUUUCAGCGGGCCCAAUGCCUUCUGGCCUCCUCUGGCAUGGGAUGAAGGGGGGGACAUAUCUUUGCUAUUCGCAAACAGGACAGGCGCAAACAGAAUUUUUCAGAGAUGUUUCCUGAUUUUAUUUUCUCGACACUGCACAAAGGUAUUAUUAACGUUAUGGUUGCCUAUGGAAAUUACGGUGCCACAGACUAAAAAAACUGUUGCACCCAGAGGGAAAGGCUCUGGCGCAUUCCCUUGGCAGAUGUUAUCACGCUCUCAUUCCCUAAAACAUGCUCUUUAAAACUGGUCGCAAAUUGGGGACCCAUGGGAUAAGUUCAGCCUAUAUAAGUGUUUGGCUUUUUAUACAGUUAGACGCCCUUUCUCAGUGAUAUUUAAAGAUUUUGCGCAUAAACCACCACCUGGGUUUCUACCUUCCCUCUAAAAAACAGGUGGCACUUCAUCAUUAGCAUAUUAGCUCCCUCGCUGCCCGGGAUGUUGCCCUCUUCUACCUCUACCAUUUAAGCCAGCUCGUUUGGAAAAGACUCCGGCGGCUCAUGACUUACAGGCGGCCUGGCGCAGCCGUUGUGAGAGGGUAACUGACUUCCAACCGGAGUCCUGCGGGAAGAGGCUGGGUCAAUCACAGCCUGGAGCCUCAGUUUCCCUAGCCGUAAAACCGGCCGAUAACUCAGCGUAAGCGAUCAGGAAUGUUGAUUGAGCAACCAAACGGCUGGGCACGAACACGGGGCCCCGAGGCGCACCCCUGCGACAGAGGCCGGCGUCCGGAGGCCCCUCCUGGCAUCCGGCGGGGAGUCCCGAACCCCGCACCCGCCGCGCUCUCGGCCCUCCCGUCGGGGGCCCCCGCGCCCCGCCGAGGUUGGCCCCUGCCUGGCGCAGAGAGGCGUGGCCGGCCCUCGAGCCCGCGGCGGCGGCCAUGGCCUCGGUGGUGGAAUACAAGGGCCUGAAGGCCGGCUACCACUGCGGCUACUGCGCGUCCAGGGAGGGCAAGACGUCGUGUGGCAUGUGGGCACACUCUUUGACAGUACAGGAUUAUCAGGAUCUCAUAGACCGAGGAUGGAGAAGAAGUGGGAAAUAUCUGUAUAAACCUGUCAUGAAUAAAACAUGCUGUCCUCAGUACACAAUAAGGUGUCGCCCUUUACAGUUUCAACCAUCAAAAUCUCACAAGAAAGUUUUGAAAAAAAUGCUGAAGUUUCUGGCUAAAGGGGAGAUUUCGAAAGGCAGUUGUGAGGAUGAACCCAUGGAUUCUACAAUGGAGGAUGCUGUUGCUGGUGACUUUGCAUUAGUAAACAAGUUGGAUAUAAAGUGUGAUCUUAAAACACUCAGCAGUGACCUCAAAGGAGGCAUAGAGAGUGAAGAGAAGAAGAAGGAAAAUAGUUUAAAAAAGGAAGGAUCUAAGGAAUUAAUUCAUCCACAAGCUAUAGAGGAGAAGUUAGGUUCUGGUGAACCAUCGCAUUCAAUCAAAGUUCAUAUUGGUCCUAAGCCAGGUAAAGGGGCUGAUUUGAGUAAGCCUCCCUGCCGAAAAGCAAAAGAAAUGCGGAAAGAAAGGAAAAGGUUAAAACUCAUGCAGCAAAACUCAGCUGGAGCCUUUGAGGGUUUCCAGGCUCAAGGUCAGCCAGCAUCUUUGUUACCAAAGGCUAAAUCCAAUCAGCCCAAGUCACUUGAAGAUUUAAUUUUUGAAUCUUUACCAGAGAAUGCGUCACACAAGUUAGAGGUGAGGGUGGUGAGAUCUUCUCCACCAAGUCCUCAGUUCACAGCCACAUUUCAGGAGUCUUACCAGGUCUAUAAGCGUUACCAGAUGGUUAUUCACAAGGACCCACCUGAUAAACCAACUGUGAGCCAGUUCACAAGAUUCCUUGUUGACUCACCAUUGGAGGCAGAGUACCCUGCUAAUGGACCGGAGUGUGGUUAUGGCUCCUUUCACCAGCAGUACUGGCUCGAUGGGAAGAUCAUUGCUGUUGGUGUGAUCGACAUCCUCCCAUACUGUGUGUCUUCCGUGUAUCUGUACUAUGAUCCUGACUACUCAUUUCUGUCUUUGGGUGUCUAUUCAGCAUUAAGAGAAAUUGCUUUUACUAAACAACUGCAUGAGAGAGCAUCGCAACUCAGCUAUUACUAUAUGGGCUUCUACAUUCAUUCCUGUCCCAAGAUGAGAUACAAGGGUCAGUAUAGACCUUCUGAUUUGCUGUGUCCUGAGACGUAUGUCUGGGUACCCAUUGAGCAGUGCCUGCCUUCUCUUGACAACUCCAAAUACUGCCGUUUCAACCAGGACCCACAAGCAGUGGAUGAAGGCCGCAGUAAGGACCUUAACCGACUACGGGUACUGCACAGGCGAUCCACCAUGCCUUAUGCUGUUUAUAAGAACUACCAAGAAGACCCGAGUGAGGAGGAGGGUGUCCUGGAGUAUGCCAACCUUGUGGGGCAGAAGUGCGCCGAGAGGAUGCUGCUGUUCAGAAACUGACAGCCUGCCCCAUAGCCCAGCACCAGCCUGGGUACCUGGUCACUGUCCUGCAUAUCUUGGCUUCUGCAGCCACUCACCAAGUACAUUCUUAGAGCUUUUAAAAAAUAUUUUGUGGAAUUGUAUUUAUGAGAAUCUUGUGGUUAAUAUAAAGAUUUUAAAAUACACUAUGAUCUAGCCCCUUAAUUGGGACUUGUCCUUUUGGAGUUUGCUUCUGGAACAAGGUAUGCUAAAUGUCUCCAGUAAAUAUUCUGGGGAGGAAAGUGAAGAAAUGAGUCUAAAGAAUUUCCUCACAUUACUGUUUUUGUCCUGGAAAAAAGGCUAACAGAAAAGAUGGUUCUCAACCUGUGGGGUCGCAACCCCUACAGGGGUUGUAUA